Messenger RNA from Sphaeroforma arctica JP610, 375 nucleotides. RefSeq lists its product as hypothetical. NCBI's taxonomy places the organism in Eukaryota, Ichthyosporea, Ichthyophonida. The record is from RefSeq and is a predicted model, not a curated record. The annotation marks the transcript as partial. The transcript has a single exon.
AUGGUGGGGCCCGCCCAUUAUCUAAAGGAUUGUAUUUCACUGAUAGACCAACCAGAAGUGCCCAUGGAGACAGGCGACGCAUCAUCGAUGCUUCAUCUAGGGCGGAUGUGCUUUAGAAAGUUAGACCCUAUGGAAGACCAGGUUCCACCAACUUAUGAUAGUACGGUGGACUACAUAGCCCACUUCGUCAAUACAAGGCCUCUAAACAUACAUAGGCCAACAUAUCACACGGUCUCGCACCUAGAAACCAGUAAUGCCCUCCCUCCGCCACUCGCUUCAUCUGCUACUGUACCUAAACAAUCUACUGGUGCAGAAUUGCAUGAUCAAGCUCGGUUUUUAACGGAGACACUCAUGAGGCUGUCUGCUAGUGGCAAA